CUAGGCUCUCGAUCAUCCCGCACCAGCACACGUGGGAGUCCUACCAAGAGGGGGCGAUGCGGUGGCCAGGCCGGGACGGCGGAAAGAGGACGAGAGCUUUGAACGUCGCGCGUGUCGCCGAGCAACACUUCCUCGGACCGCAUUGCUCCACUCACACCUCGGCGAUACAGUCUACGCGGGAACAUCACUCCUUCAGUCAUUUCCAGACAGUCGUCGGUGCAGCCGGAUCAGCAGCCGGACUUUCUCAUUCUACAAUACCCGAGAGGUGACAGCAAGGAUGGCGUCGUCUUCAUCCAGCUCCGCUGCUCCCUCUCGCCCCACCUCGGUUGCGUCUUUCCGCUCCAACACAAGGCGUACCGCCUCACCUAGGACGAAUCUCAUCCUCGGCGUGGCAGUCGUCAACUUCGACCACAACUUGGGACCCAUAGUAGAAUGGGCCUAUCCUGCCGCAUUCUCCGAUUCCGAGACCCAUCCGGAUCUCACAUCCUCUCUGCCCUUUUGCGCUCUGCCGGAUGGCAGCCACCUUUCAGAUGAAGACUUUGCCCACUUUCACUUGCACUGCCCCACCAUCUCCAAGCAUUCCACCGUCUUCGGUAUCAGCUGCAAUCGGCAAAUCGCCAGCGAAAAGCUGCUAGUGAGAGGCAAGGAUGUGACUCGCAGUACAGUCCAGAAAGCAGUCGUCGUUCUGGCCCGGCAGCCUGUAUUCGCUCCGCUGCGAGAGAAGCUAGGCAUUGUCACGAGAGCAUUCUUCGCUCAAGGCGACCUCGCCGAUACGGCCAUUCUAGUCGACUUUCAUGACACAUUGGAGGCCGGAUUGAGGGCGGCUGGACUGAAGGGCGAAGAUGUAGCAGAAGAUGACGACUUCACAGAAGAGGAUGCUGACGACACGAUAUCAGCUCAAGACGCGGUGGUAGGGGCAGAAGGUGGAGAGCAGACGGCGACUCAGGACGGCUUCCCCGGGAACAAGACAGACAAGGACAGCCUGAGAGAAGGGGUCAUGUACAUGGGAACUUCUUUGAGGGAGCUCAUAUACAACUUCCGCUUCAAGACACUUGUCCUCGUCAAGCUACUGCUCUUGCAAAAGCGGAUCAUGUUCUUCGGCUACCCAGUCGAAAAGCUCUGCGUAUUCGAGUACACGCUGGUGUCUCUCAUACCAGGCCUUUUGCUGUCCCUCUCGGACUGCUCAUCUCCAGAGCUAGACUACACACGUCGCAGAGAGCCCAAGGUCGCGGAAAGCGUCAAGACGAGCGACAGGAGAAGCUUGCUGCGUUUCUGUGGUUGUCCUCUGAGACUCUUCGGCGAGGAUGCCUUCUUUCAGCCCUACCUCCCGUUGCAGCAGAUCGACAUGCUGAAAGCCGAGUCGUGGCUCGUAGGGACAACGAACCUCAUCUUCAAGCAGCAAAGAGAAUUCAAGCCGGAUGUCAUUGUCGAUCUGGAGACCUCGACUCUGGAAUUUCCCGUGCUUCCUCCUUCAGCCGCCGACAAAGCUACCACAACACCAGCGGAUCCUAACCAGCCACCACCACCGUCCUUGCAAUCUCUGGUCACGCUAUCCCCCGCAGACAGAAAGUGGAUGGACGAGCUCGUUCACGUCGUGGUCGAGUCAUAUAAUCCAGCAGAUCCUGCACGUCCGACAACGAUGAAGUAUGAAGGCUCAGAGGAUUGGGUGAGAGCCAAGUUUGAGGACUACAUCUGCUCUAUGCUGGCUUGCGUCAAAUACUCUGACUUCCUCGCCAAGUCCGGGGGCGGCUCGGUGACGUCCGGGGUCACUCAGGGCAUAGCUCGACAGCAAUCUGGAACGUCGACGCCUCUAGGCGGAACGGCUCCUGGUACAACUAUCGAGGUCAGCGAUGCCGAUGUGCUCGCUUCGUACAACGCCCACUUCAUCUCCGCGUUCAAGCGGACAAGAGCAUAUAGCUUGUGGGAUCGUGCCACAUCACCGCUGCUGUUCGACCUGGUACCGUACAAACACCCAUGCAGCGGCAAAGUAUCAGCUCUGGAAGAUGUGAGUUUGAGGCUCACAGCAGGUCUCCAUGACCUGCGAUUGGAAGAGCAAAUGGCAAGCGGCAGGGAAGCAUUGGGCAACGCUGGGCGGGGCUUAUACAACAUGGCGAACACUUUUGGCAUGGAGGUCGCAAAGAGGCGGAGGGACUGGUUUGCACAACAGGCGGCUCAGCAGCAGGCUCAGCAGAGCAGCGGUACAGCAGCGCCCAAGGCUGGGGUCUUGAGCUCGGCCAGCGACCCAACGGGGACAGCCACUACCACUACCCCACAAGGCCUUGAGCUGCCGGCUUCUCUUGCGCCUCAUGCUCAAGCAGCUCAACAGGCUGCACUGGCAGCUUCUACGGAGAUCAGAGGCGCACUGGGGAGAUUUGGUAAUUACUUGGGGAGUAGAGGCUGGGGAGCAGGAGCGGGAGCAGCGGGUACGGCAGGCGCAAAGCCGCCCGUCGCCCCAGCCUCGCAAGGCCGGGCAAGUAGCGAUAACACCGCCGCUACAUAUCCACCAUCCUCCCAUUAGUAGUCUCGAAGCAGGGGUGGUAUCAUGGAUCUUUUGGCUCGACCGCGCGAGACAGGAGCCUUUUCAGUGAAUUGUACAAUAUGCAUUUCGUCCAUAGAGUAUACAAACUUUCUGACCAGCAACUAGAAUGCAUUGUCAGCGCGG
Messenger RNA from Microstroma glucosiphilum, 2662 nucleotides. RefSeq lists its product as hypothetical. The transcript has 3 exons. The record is from RefSeq and is a predicted model, not a curated record. NCBI's taxonomy places the organism in Eukaryota, Fungi, Basidiomycota, Exobasidiomycetes, Microstromatales, Microstromataceae. Gene Ontology annotation, cellular component: cytoplasm. Bases 278 to 2518 code for a protein of 746 amino acids.